UUGAGGGCGGGCUGUAUAGUUCUCUGUUGAUCUUCUGAUUUUCCAACAUCAGUGUACAUCAUGUCGUAAAUUUGCGCCCAUUUGAUGGGUUUUUAAGUUGUAAAAAUGGACAGGUUUGAAUGGGGAAAUGGAAAUCUUUUGCAGGGGGAGACCCAAGUGAAGCAGCAGCAUGGGGUUAGACUUCACGACGGGACAGACAAGACUGCUUUUGAUCGAGGUAUCAUCACACUCACAAGUCAUCGCUUGAUUUGGACAGAUUCUGUGCAACAGACCACACUGGUAACUCUGCCUUUGUCCCUCGUUCUGUAUGCUGAAGAAGUUCCAGCAGGAAGAGGCAAAAGUCCCCGGGUAGCCUUUCAUCUUCACCCAGCUCCACCCAAUAAACCCCCUGGACCCGUCAUGAUGAGUGCUCACUCAUACAUUCAACUCAGCUUCAAGGAAGGAGGGGAAACAGAGUUUUUCAGGUGUUUGUCGGAAGAACUAUCUAGGAGGCGGUGGGAGUACAUGCCAACCCCAAAAGCAGCUGGGAAGCCCAAAGCAAUCCAUGCUGGAAUUGUCGGCAUUGAGCGAAAUCUGGAGAAAAAGUGGAGGGACACUGAUGAAAAUAUAUCCCAGGCCUUUGAGGACCUAAACAAGUUGAUGAAAAAAGCAAAGGAAAUGGUCGAUCUUUCCAGAACAAUCGCCAACAAGAUUAAAGACAAGCAAGGAAGUAUCACGGAAGAUGAGACAGUACAAUUCAAGUCCUACCUGCUGAGCCUUGGUAUAGCCAACCCCGUCACCAGAGAGACGCAUGGAACGGGCACCAAGUACCACGAGGAAUUGGCCAAACAACUGUCAGAUGUACUAACUAAACCAAUAGAGGAAAGUGGCGGCAUGAUGGCCUUGUCUGAUGUGUACUGCAGAAUCAACAGAGCCCGGGGAAUGGAGCUGCUUUCUCCCGAUGAUCUCGUGGAUGCUUGCCGACAGUUCGAGGCCCUCAGACUGCCCCUCAGGUUGCGGGUUUUUAACAGCGGCGUCAUGGUGAUUGAACUGGUUUCCAAGGGAGAGGAGGCCAUCAUUAGACAGACAGCGGAACUGCUGAAUGAAAAGAAGACUCUGAGCCCAGACGAGCUUUCUCAAAGCACAGGCAUAUCCAUCUUACUGGCCAAGGGAAGAUUGUUGGCAGCUGAGGAGGCAGGCCAAGCAUGCCGGGACGAAUCCGUGGAAGGAAUCCGGUUCUUUCCAAAUCUGUUCCUGAAUCCACCAACCAGAUGAUGUUGAAGUGUUUUGUUUUUAUUUGUAAAUCUUAGUCCUUAACAUUUGUUAAAACAAGGCUUCACGAGGCAUUUAUUUGUCAAUCAUGUAUUGCUUUUUAGCAAAUACAAGCAUUAGUGUCAAGCAUCAUGUGCAUGGCUGUUGACCAACUAUUCUAUUUUAUUGCCAAUACAAAUUCUCCAAUAUAUAGUUUAAGCAUCUAAUGCAGUUUACAUAAUAUAUAGUGGGUCUAUUUGGUAUAGUUCAAGCACAUGUUGUAAAUGGGUGCUUUGAAAGAAAAGAAAACACUUAAAUUCACAAAAUAUUGAAAAUAUUGCGAAUUGAUGACAUUUAUGAAAUAAAUAAAGUUGACCUCAGCUUCCGUUCAAUCGAUCGUGCAGAUAACAAUUAGGUAAAUUCAAAAGCGGGAGUCUGUGACCAGACUAUUCAGUGUUUGGUACCAAGACGUUCACAUAAAAUAGUGAACGUGGACUUACAUGGUCGAUUGUUGGCUGUGCACAACUUUGGCAUGAAAUGUUGAGAGUUCUGUUACCGUGCAUUGUACCAGGGCUCAAUUUCAUGGAACUGCUAUUCAGAGCACAAAUAUCUGCUAAGCUGAAACGAUGGGUCACCAGCCAAAUGCCAUGUGGUUAUUAUUGCUUGUGACUGGUCCUCGAUCAUUGAUUUUUGCUUCAAAAAUCUACUGAGGUGAAAGACCAAUGAGGGUAGGCCUACAUCAUGUUGAAAACAAAAUUCUUGAUAAUAUUUUAUUUCUUCACUUUGACUUUUGCAUUUGGCUCAUAACAACAAGGUAUUUUUUCACCAAAUCAUAAAUCAUAGUUACAUCUAAAGCCAUUGUAUUGACAAUUUAACAUUGUCGCGACUGUUUGCAAGUGUACAGUAAUAAAAUGUAUUAGC
Messenger RNA from Patiria miniata (bat star), 2151 nucleotides. Its product is annotated as vacuolar protein-sorting-associated protein 36-like. The transcript has 13 exons. Gene Ontology annotation, cellular component: ESCRT II complex; late endosome membrane. Gene Ontology annotation, biological process: protein transport to vacuole involved in ubiquitin-dependent protein catabolic process via the multivesicular body sorting pathway. Gene Ontology annotation, molecular function: ubiquitin binding; phosphatidylinositol-3-phosphate binding. Lineage: Eukaryota; Metazoa; Echinodermata; Asteroidea; Valvatida; Asterinidae. The coding region runs from base 106 to 1254 and encodes 382 amino acids. The record is from RefSeq and is a predicted model, not a curated record.